Molecule: messenger RNA, 2906 nt
Organism: Ctenopharyngodon idella (grass carp)
Lineage: Eukaryota; Metazoa; Chordata; Actinopteri; Cypriniformes; Xenocyprididae
Exons: 2
Coding region: 1030-2010 (326 amino acids)
Biological process (GO): DNA integration
Molecular function (GO): nucleic acid binding
Source: RefSeq, a predicted model, not a curated record
GUGAUGCCUCGGAGAAAGCGUAUGGGGCUGUGGCUUACCUGCGUUCAGAAGGUUGCCAGGGGGACCUCCACAUUGCCUUUCUUCUAGCCCGGUCUAAAGUGGCCCCACGGAAACAGCAGUCAAUACCGAGGCUUGAGCUCUGCGCCGCCUUGAUAGGGGCACAAUUGGCGAAGUUGCUUACAACUGAGCUCACUCUGAAGUUGGACAAGGUUACCUACUGGACUGACUCCACUAUUGUCCUCCACUGGCUCCUUUCCGAUUACUGCCGGUACAAGGUCUUUGUAGGCACUCAGGUUGCGGAGAUCCAGGAGUUGACAGACCGGAAAGAAUGGCGAUACAUAAAUUCCGAGAGAAACCCUGCUGAUGACCUGACACGGGGCAAGAAGCUACAAGACCUUAUCGGCCCCAACAGAUGGCUUCAAGGUCCGAUGUUCCUAUUACAACCUCAGGAGGAGUGGCCCUCUCACCCCACCUCACGCUUUUCCGACUCUGAAGAUACAACUGAACUUAAAGGAAGAAUCUUCUGUGGGAUAACUAUCACUGUGCCAUUAACUUCAAGUGGAAAGAAAUACAACAACUGGGAGGAUUUGGUGGAGGCAGUUGCACAGGAGCUGCAUGGGGCGGCUGCCCAAGAUGAAUCCCCUCCAGCCAGUACCUACAGAGAGGCAGAGACUGUUGUCCUGAGAAGGAUACAGAUGGAUAGUUUCCCCGAGGAUUUCCAGCUGCUGAAAUCCAACAAGCCAGUUCGCUCUAACAGUCGGUUGCUGUGUCUUUCUCGGAGGACGACUGAGGCAGGUGGAAGCCCUCGACCCAGCUACUGUGCACCCUAUCGUACUCGACUCUCACCAUCCAGACACUCAGCUGCUCAUUAAGGACUAUAAUAGUCGACUCCAUCACCCAGGACCGGAGCGAGUGUUCGCUGAGCUCCGUAGGAGAGUGUGGAUUCUGAGAGGCAGGGAGGGAAUUAAGAAGCACCAAAGGGCAUGCCUCGAAUGUUGUAAGUGGCUGUCAAAGCCAGCAACACAGCAGAUGGUUGAUCUUCCCCCUCCAAGACUCCGAUUGUAUAAACCUGCAUUCUAUUCGGCAGGAAUGGACUGUUUUGGGCCCUUUGUGGUGAAAUUGGGACGCCGGACAGAAAAGAGAUGGGGCCUCCUAUUCAAGUGCCUCACCACCCGUGCUGUGCACAUAGAAGUGCUAACCUCCAUGAACAGUGACUCCUUCCUAAUGGCCCUGAGAAGGUUCAUUGGUCGACGUGGCCAGCCUGCAGAACUGUACUCUGAUCAGGGUACAAAUUUUCGAGGUGGAGAGACAGAACUCCGGGAAAGCUUCCGCCAACUCAGUCCAGACUUACAAGAGCUGUUAGCCAAGCAAAGGAUCAGUUUCCACUUCAAUCCCCCGGCCUGUCCACACUUCGGAGGUGUAUGGGAGAGGGAGAUCCGGUCAAUAAAGUCUGCCCUUCGUACAACAGUAGGCUCAGAAACAGUGUCAGAAGAAGUUCUACAGACAGUUCUGAUCGAGAUUGAAGCCAUCCUAAAUUCCAAACCUCUAGGAUAUGUCUCAGCAGAUCUGGCUGAUCCGGAUCCUGUUACCCCCAACUGCCUGCUGAUGGGGCGGCGUGACGGUUCCUUACCCCAGGUGGUGUAUCCAGAGACUGAACUCCUUACCAAGAGGAGAUGGAGGCACUCCCAGGUAUUAGCCGACAGAUUCUGGACUGCAUUUAUAAGGCACUACCUACCGGCAAUGCAGACAAGAGGAAAGUGGCAAAGACCAUCACCUGACAUUGAGCCUGGUUCCGUAGCCAUGUUAGUUGACCCCCAGGUACCUCGGUCCUUAUGGCACAUUGGAAGAGUUACAAAGGUCUUCCCAGGAGCAGAUGGCCAUGUCAGAACUGCAGAGAUACAGAUAAAAGACAGAACAUAUACUAGGCCUAUAGCUCGUCUGAUUGUGCUUCCUGAAAUCCCUGAAGAGGAUCAGCUUCCUGGAAGUGAAGACAAACAACAGAAAGCCUGACUUAGAUUCCAACAGAAAACAAAUUUACAAAUAAAUUUGGGGGCGGCAAUGUUGGAAAGGCGGGACUUAGCUCACCUGUCAAUCAUCAUCUAUGACGUAGCCGAAUGAAGCAAGAGACAAACUUGACUGAGACUGGGAGAAAUAACCUCAAUUUUUGUGUUAUUGUGUGUGUCUAUGACUGAUUGUGAGUACCCGUUCUAAUCAUUAGAUAAUCUUUAUUAAUCGUAGUAUUUGAUUACCGGUCAAGUUUGCAUUUCUCCAUUAUUAUUGAGUUAAUCAAAGUAGUGCGUUCGGCGCGUUCACGCGCUGUGUGUUCACGAUUUCAUCAUUGCAGAUUGUGAUAUCUUCACCCUGUUCCGUAUAUGUUUAUUCAUGUUACAAUGCUACUAUGUUAUUCAUGUCAAGUUUAUAUGGGAGUACUGUAUAGUGUGCUGUGUGAUCUUUAUUGCCAGUAUACGGACACUUUCGGUUUCAACGUGCCGAUUAUGUUUACAUAAAUGAUGACAGCGCCAUACUACAUAGUAUUUUUCCACUGAAAUGGAAUUUGAUGUGUAAUGUGAUUUAAUUUAUAUAACAGUCAAGACAUUUUAUGCUGAUUAUUUCUUUAUUUAUGCUUCAUUGUAGUACCACACAUCUACCCACAAAUUCUCGACCUCCCACUCAUGUACAUCUUCAGUGUUCAAUAAACCCCUUUGAUUUAAUCUGAUUGCCUUGAUCCAUUCCUGUGUUCUGAUCGACACACCAAGAGGAAGGCUAGAGACAUUAGAAUCACCUUAGAAUACAAUCCUUUUUCAACUCCUUAACAGGAGGGCUGAGGUGGAGCUGGAACGACUGAGGGCCGAGGCGGAGUCUGAGGGAAGGCGGAGUCAAUCGGAGCCGUAGGGGUGGAGGGUCGG